Molecule: messenger RNA, 4199 nt
Organism: Lampris incognitus (smalleye Pacific opah)
Lineage: Eukaryota; Metazoa; Chordata; Actinopteri; Lampriformes; Lampridae
Gene: wdr33
Product: WD repeat domain 33
Exons: 21
Coding region: 199-3396 (1065 amino acids)
Cellular component (GO): mRNA cleavage and polyadenylation specificity factor complex
Molecular function (GO): protein binding
Source: RefSeq, a predicted model, not a curated record
CUUUGCUCAGAACGAGAAGGGGGAAGCGCCAAGAUGGAGGCCGCGGGUGGCUAAAGCGACUAAACCGUUACUAUCGCAAUAAACAUUAAGACGUGUAUGGUUCUUGAAAAAGAACGUUUUAAAGAAGAACCUGGCUCGCUGUUGAUAGCUAGCUAGCUAGAUAACUCUGCAUUGGAUAUUGUUGUUUAGCCAGUCACCAUGGCGACGGACAUCGGCUCCCCGCCGCGGUUCUUCCACAUGCCACGGUUCCAGCAUCAGGCACCCCGCCACCUCUUCUACAAACGGCCUGACUUUGCCCAGCAGCAGGCCAUGCAGCAGCUCACCUUCGAUGGUAAGCGCAUGAGGAAGGCUGUCAACCGCAAGACCAUCGACUACAACCCCUCCGUCAUCAGAUACCUGGAGAAUCGAUUGUGGCAGCGAGACCAUCGGGAUUUUCGCGCCAUCCAGCCUGACGCCGGAUGUUACAAUGACCUUGUUCCACCAGUUGGUAUGCUGAAUAAUCCCAUGAAUGCUGUCACCACCAAGUUUGUCCGAACCUCCACUAACAAAGUUAAAUGUCCUGUCUUUGUCAUAAGGUGGACUCCUGAGGGCCGGCGGCUGGUAACCGGGGCCUCCAGUGGAGAGUUUACGCUGUGGAAUGGGCUGACCUUCAACUUUGAGACCAUUUUACAGGCACAUGACAGUCCGGUGCGUGCUAUGACCUGGUCACACAAUGACAUGUGGAUGCUGACGGCCGACCACGGAGGCUACGUGAAGUACUGGCAGUCCAACAUGAACAACGUCAAGAUGUUCCAGGCUCACAAGGAGGCCAUUAGAGAAGCCAGCUUCUCACCCACCGAUAAUAAAUUUGCCACGUGCUCAGACGACGGGACUGUGCGAAUCUGGGACUUCCUACGCUGUCAUGAGGAGAGGAUCCUCAGAGGUCACGGUGCAGAUGUGAAGUGUGUGGACUGGCAUCCGACCAAGGGCCUGGUGGUCUCUGGCAGUAAAGACAGCCAACAGCCAAUCAAGUUCUGGGACCCAAAGACAGGCCAGAGUUUGGCUACACUCCACGCCCAUAAGAACACAGUGAUGGAGGUGAAGUGGAACCUGAAUGGUAAUUGGCUGCUGACGGCAUCACGUGACCACCUCUGUAAACUGUUUGACAUCCGGAACCUGAAGGAAGAGCUCCAGGUGUUCAGGGGACACAAGAAAGAGGCUACAGCUGUGGCCUGGCAUCCUGUCCAUGAAGGCCUGUUUGCUAGCGGAGGCUCUGAUGGAUCCCUCCUCUUCUGGCAUACAGGGGUGGAGAAAGAGGUGGGUGGUAUGGAGAUGGCUCAUGAGGGAAUGAUCUGGAGUCUGGCCUGGCACCCACUGGGACACAUCCUCUGCUCUGGCUCCAACGACCACACCAGUAAAUUCUGGACGAGAAAUAGACCAGGUGACAAGAUGAGGGACCGAUACAAUCUCAACCUGUUGCCAGGAAUGUCAGAGGACGGUGUGGAAUAUGAUGACCUGGAGCCAAACAGCAUAGCGUCCAUUCCUGGCAUGGGGAUCCCAGAGCAGCUGAAAGUUGCCAUGGAACAGGAACAGAGUGCAGGCAAAGAGGCUGCUCCUGAGGUUGAGAUGUCCAUCCCAGGUCUGGACUGGGGCAUGGAGGAGGUCAUGAAUAAAGACAUGAAAAAAGUCCCACAGAAGAAGGUUCCCUAUGCCAAGCCAAUCCCCGCCCAAUUCCAACAGGCUUGGGCUGAGAAUAAGGUUCCUGUGCUGCCCCCUGGUAGUGAGUUGCCCAAAGAACGUAAAGUGGAGCAGAAGGUGGAUGGAAAGAAGACCCAGGCAGAGAUAGAGCAGGAGAUGGCUGCCCUGCAGUACACAAACCCCAUGCUGUUAGAGCAAAUGAAGAUGGACAGGAUGAACCAGAUGAACUCAGACAGCAGCAUGGCUCCUCCCUCAGGACAAGGCCCUAUGGCCCCUUUCUCUGGUCCCGGGGGCCCCAUGGCUCCUCCCCCCCAAGGCUUCCCUCAGAACAUGCCGCCUCAACAGAUGGCCCACAACAUGGGUCCUCCCAUGGGCCUGCAGCCCCCUUUCAUGCCCCCUCAACAGAUGGGACCGCCCUCUGGGCCUCCUCCUCACCAAGGGCCCCCUCAGGGUAUGAUGGGGCCCCCAGACAUGCAUGGACCACAAGGGAUGCAGAGGCAUUCUGGCCCCCACAGAAACAUGGGCCCUCAGGGGCCACAUGGCAUGGCCCCAGGACCCAGGGGAAUGCAAGGGCCUCCUGGGGGAAUGAUAGGACCACCUCCACGGGGAAUGGGUCCUCGGGAUCCCCAAGGGCCACCUCCUCAGGGGAGCAUGAUGCCUCCCCAAGGGAACAUGAUGGGCCCCCAAGCCUCUAUGCAGGGUGGGAUGAUGGGCCCUCUUCCAAGGACACACGGCAACAUGCCAAACAAUUAUGGGAUGGGCAGCAUGCAGGGCCCGCUCCCAGGAGGGAUGCAUGGACCUCCAGGAAAUAUGCAGCCCCCACCCUCAUACAUGCAACAUCAGGGCCAGAACUCUGGGCCUAUGAUGCAUGGGAUGGGACAGCAAGGCCCCAGCAGUAAAGGCGAAUCCCGUGGGCCUCCACCCAACCAUCACAUUGGUCCCCCUUCAGACCGCCAGGGGCCUGGGGGUGCUGGUGGGCCAGGGGCUCCAGACCAGGGCUCGGGGUCUUAUUGGGGAGAUGGCCAGCAGGGGCGGCGUGGGCAGCAGGACUUUGAGGGAGGACAGGAGUUUCACAGUCGGGGCGAGGAGGGCUGGCGACAGGGACCCAGCCAGAGCUACCAGGGUGGAGGUCACAGGGGAGGAGGGAAUGGAGGAAGCUGGGGUGGAGAAGAGAGAUUCCCCCGUGAGAGCGGAGAGUUCCGUGGGCGCAGGGAUGAGAGGUUCAGAGGAAGUGGGCCCGGGCGUCCCGGGAGCCGAGGGUAUACUGAUGAAUAUGGCAGCCAGGAGGAGAGCUUUGACUCCUCUGACGAGAUGGGACGAGGCUGGGAUGGCGGUGGCAGGGGGAGGCCGUCCCGUGCUGGGGGUCCACCCAGAGGAGGAGGUCAUGAAGGUUACCGGGAAGGUCAGACCAUGCAUGACGGCUCCUCCCCUGCCAGCCGGGAGCGCUCUUCCUCCCUUCAGGGAAUGGACAUGGCCUCACUCCCCCCACGCAAACGCCCCUGGCUUGACGGCCCUGGCACUGGAGACCCACGAGACAGAGAAUCCCCUGGGUCAGGACCUGACGGACAAGGUCGCUCCUCGAUGCGGGAUGAGGGAGGCUAUGGACCAUCAGGACGAGGGGGUCGAGGGAGCUGGGGUUCGGGUGGGGGUGGUGGCUCAGGACCGACGCCCAGGAGAAGCAUGACCAGAGGAGCAGCUAGGGGAGGCCGAGGUCGGUAGUUCUGGAGAAAGACUCCCCCAAACCCCCUCCUCCUCUUCCAUACAGAGACCAGAGGAUGGAGAGCUGAAGCAGAGACUUCUGUCUGUGGGAUCCCGGUGGAGGCUCCACUGAUGUGUAUUGGGCUGGAGAGAAGAGACAACAACUCUGUGGAUGUGUUUAACGAUCACUAUGGCGAUAAGCCCUGCCCACAGAGCUGUGAUUUGACUCUUACUUGUCUCCGUGGGGGUGGUGAUCUUAACUGAUUGACAUGGGAAGUAACAACAAUGACCUGCCAGAAGGGACGAUGUUUCUCCGUCAGUAAAAUUGUUUGUCACCAGUUUGGGCAGGACUCUAUGAGAUACGAGACUGUCCGAAAAUGUACCAACCACGACCACUUUCUUUGUGUUUCACCAGCCGAGUAGAUCGUUCCUUUUUUAUCAGAGUAGCACCUCCACAGAGUGGCUGGUUCCCUGUCAGUGGUUAUCUGGUAGACUAGACAAACGUAUCAGCCACGACCAAACCGUACCAGCGUUUGACUGGUGGCCGGUAGUUACCCAUCCCUCCUGACGGGGACCAAGUUUGGAAACCAAACUGUUGACUGGCAGUAAAAACAGAACCGUGGCUUUGAAUGUGUCAUUCCCAGCGCCCUCGGCUCCAUUCAUGUAAUUUUUAAUACUGGAGAGAAUUAUCACUGUCAUUGACAGGCACCCUCAGAUCUCAAGGUUUUCUUCUUCCUGUGUUUCUAAAUGUACAGUUUGUCUUGAGAUUGUUCCUGUUUUUGUCCAUUUUUGUAUAAGGCCUAUAAUAGAGUUUGUGCAAAGUU